GUCAUUACUACGAUUAACAGAGGAGCAAACACUUGCAAGCCAACGAAGCCGAGCAAACGAGAGAAAAAUGGUGUCUAUGUGUCGACAGAUCCUAGGCCUGUCCCUGGCCAUUAUUGGUUUCUUGGGAGCGAUUAUUAUUUGCGCCCUUCCCAUGUGGAAGAUGUCUGCGUUCAUUGGAGCCAACAUCGUGACAGCACAGAUCAUCUGGGAGGGCUUGUGGAUGAACUGUGUGGUCCAGAGCACAGGGCAGAUGCAGUGCAAAAUCUACGACUCGCUCCUGGCUUUACCUCAGGACUUGCAGGCUGCUCGGGCGCUUGUGAUCAUCGCCAUCAUUAUCUGCAUCUUUGGGCUCGUCCUGGGGAUUGCCGGUGGAAAAUGCACAAACUUUGUUGAGAGGGAAGACAGCAAGACAAAGGUGGCUAUCGCCAGUGGUGUGAUCUUCAUCAUCGCCGGAGUGUUGGUCCUGGUCCCCGUCUGCUGGUCAACUAACACCAUCGUCAGGGAUUUCUACAAUCCCAUUCUCACAGAUGCCCAAAGAAGGGAGCUCGGGCCUUCUAUCUAUAUCGGAUUCGGUGCGGCUGCGCUGCUGAUCCUGGGAGGAGGUAUUCUGUGCAGCUCCUGCCCGCCUAAAGAGGACAACUACAACAUCAAGUACUCUCAGCCACGGUCCACUGCCACCAGCAGAGCCUACGUCUGAAGGAGAUCAAACACACAAAGACUUUUUACUUACAAAGACCCUUUUUUUCAUAAAACCUCUUUAUUCCCACCUGUGAAUUCUUUCCCAAGGAGAAACAAAGGAAAGACAGUGUCUGAUAUGGCGUAGUUUAUCUACUGAGAUUUUGUGCUGUGAUUCUACAGAUCACUGAAAGAGAAAGUGUGCAUUUAUAAUGUGAUGAGAGGAAUCUAACUCAGGGAAUACAAUUUUCUAAAAUGUUAACUGUGUUUUUCAGAAACCAGAUGGUCUUGUAAUAUAUUAACAGGCAGU
Messenger RNA from Sinocyclocheilus anshuiensis, 985 nucleotides. Its product is annotated as claudin-4-like. The coding region runs from base 68 to 697 and encodes 209 amino acids. The transcript has 2 exons. Gene Ontology annotation, cellular component: membrane; bicellular tight junction. The record is from RefSeq and is a predicted model, not a curated record. Lineage: Eukaryota; Metazoa; Chordata; Actinopteri; Cypriniformes; Cyprinidae. Gene Ontology annotation, molecular function: structural molecule activity.